AGGUAGGUACCGACAAUUUUACCUACCAUUUUUUGUAGGUAUCAUGGUUAUAAAAAUAGAAUGUAAAUGAGUGACUCUCAAGAGACUUCAUAACUAGAACCAUCAAUUUUGAGACACUGGAGACUAAGAAUGGAACAUUUAGAGGAACCUAACAGAUUACUUCUAGAAGAUGUUCUUCAGGUUCCUAAUUAGCCUAUCAGUUGAACAUCAUAUGGCAUGCAACUUGUUUUUAGAGGCUAUUUAGAUUGAUUUAUUUGAGUUUAUCUAAAUAGCAUAAACACUUGUGAGACAAUUUGAGAGAGGUUAUAAAAACAGCUUAUGAUAUGUUGUCCAUAUGCUGUUUUCAACUCAUUUCUAUAAGCUCUCCAUAAUAGCUUAUGAAAACAGCUUAUAGCUUAUAUGGAAACAUUUUGACUUUAUUUUAUCUUUUGCAGUCUGAAGACAGUCUUCACACAGGAGAUGGGUCAGUAAACAUAAACGGAGAGCGUGCUGUCAAGAAAGAAACUGGAUCAUGGAAAUCAUGCCUUUUUGUUUUAGGUACUCUCUUUUGUGAACGUUUGGCGUAUUAUGGGAUUGCUACGAAUCUUGUGACUUAUCUCACUACAAAACUACAUCAAGGACUUGUUUCUGCCGCUAAAAAUGUUACCACUUUUCAAGGAACUUGCUAUCUUACACCUCUCAUUGGUUCCUUCUUUGCCGAUGCUUACUUGGGAAGAUACUGGACAAUUGCAGUUCUCUACGGAAUCUAUCUCAUUGGAAUAUGCAUAUUGUUUCUUUCGGAAACCAUUCCUGCUCAAAGUGCUGUGUUCUUCCUUGGACUCUAUUUGAUUGCACUAGGGACUGGUGGAAUAAAGCCAUGUAUUGUGCCCUUUGGAGCAGAUCAAUUUGAUGAUACAGAUCAUAAGGAAAAAGAAAGUAAAGGAUCAUUCUUUAAUUGGAUUUAUUUUGCUGCUAACAUUGGUGCACUUUUAUCAGCCACUGUAUUGGUAUGGACUGAAGAAAAUGUUGGGUGGGGCCUUGGAUAUGGAAUUUCUGCAUUGUUUAUUGGUAUUGGAAUCAUAAUUUUCUUUUUAGGCACACCAAUCUAUAGAUUUCAAAGGCCGACGGGAAGUUCUCUUACAAGAAUUUGUCAGGUGAUUUCGGCUGCAUUAUUCAAGUGGAAAUUGGAGGUUCCUCAGGACAAUUGUCUCCUCUUUGAAAUAGGAGUGACAAAUUCCUCCAUUGAAGGAAGUUCUAGACUAGAGCAUACUGAUGGAUUGAGAUUCCUUGAUAAAGCUGCAGUAAUAUCAGAUGCAGAAAAAGAGAGACCCGAAGCAACCAGUCCAUGGAGGCUUUGUACAGUUACACGGGUGGAAGAAUUGAAGAUUUUGAUCCGUCUUUUUCCAAUUUGGGCAUCAGGAAUAAUCGUCUGCACUGUUUAUGCACAAAUGUCAUCAUUGUUUGUUGAACAAGGAAAAAUGAUGGACACAACUAUUGCUUCAUUUAAAAUCCCAGCAGCCUCUCUUAUAGCUAUUGACAUGAUAGCUGUCAUUAUUUGGGUUCCAAUUUACGAAAAAGGAAUUGUUCCGAUUGCAAGUAAAAUCACUAACGAUGUAAAAGGUUUCACAGAAUUGCAAAGGAUGGGAUUUGGUCUUUUUCUCUCAAUUAUUUGCAUGUCAUCUGCUGCAUUAGUCGAGACCAAGAGAUUGCAAAUUGCAAAAGAAUAUGGAUUAGUUGAUGAAAAUGUCUCUGUACCACUUAGUAUAUUAUGGCAGAUACCUCAAUAUUUUGUGCUCGGCAUUGCUGGGGUAUUCUAUUUUGUGGGACAGCACGAGUUUUUCUAUGAGCAAGCACCGGAUACAAUGCGCAGUUUUUGCAGCGCAUUGGGACUUUUAACAAUCUCUAUGGGGAAUUAUCUGAGCUCAUUGAUUCUCACUAUAGUUUAUUACAUCACAACAGAAGAUGGAAAUUGUGGAUGGAUAACAGAUAAUUUGAAUAAGGGUCAUCUUGAUUACUUUUUCUGGCUUCUAGCUGGACUUAGUUUCUUGAAUAUGUUUGUAUACAUUGUUUAUGCUAGACAGUACAAACCAAAGAAGGCUUGUCACACAAGUCUUCCUUAAGGGUAGGGUGGUGUUUGCUUUUGGGAUACUUCUUUUUGUGUAACUAGAGUAAGCUAGUAACAUUGAUGGCUAUAAUAUAGGUUAGUGACCUUGAUGGAUAUAACUUGUGGUCUUGUGAUCAAAUUCCAAUUUUCUUUGGAAGCAAGACGAAAGCAAUUGAAUCAUACUUGAGAGCCAUUAGAAUUUCUAAAUAAGGGUGAUGUAGAAAAUGUUUGUUUGUUUGCUUGAAUAUGAGGAGUAAAACUUUGGGAAGGAAUCCUCUUGAAGUAGUAAAUAAAUGUCACAAGAAAGAAAGAAGAUUUGAAUUGUGAUAUUUUUUAAAAUUGUUUUAUCUUAUGUUAAAUAACUCAAGACAAUAUUUCUUUUAAGAAGUUAGUUAAUAAGGAACAGAGAUUAGGAUAGGCCAUAGUUUGUCCACAAAUGAAGAAGAUAUUUGUUUCAAGUGUGUGACAACUUGCACAAGUUACAAGGCCUUGCAACUGGGAAAUAAAUUCAUGUGUUUUAUGACUCGUCCAAAA
Molecule: messenger RNA, 2617 nt
Organism: Trifolium pratense (red clover)
Lineage: Eukaryota; Viridiplantae; Streptophyta; Magnoliopsida; Fabales; Fabaceae
Product: protein NRT1/ PTR FAMILY 8.3-like
Exons: 4
Coding region: 378-2099 (573 amino acids)
Biological process (GO): transmembrane transport
Cellular component (GO): plant-type vacuole membrane
Molecular function (GO): transmembrane transporter activity
Source: RefSeq, a predicted model, not a curated record